This is a messenger RNA of Loxodonta africana (African savanna elephant), 2279 nucleotides long. It is a transcript of the gene CENPB, whose product is annotated as centromere protein B. The transcript has a single exon. Lineage: Eukaryota; Metazoa; Chordata; Mammalia; Proboscidea; Elephantidae. The record is from RefSeq and is a predicted model, not a curated record. Gene Ontology annotation, molecular function: chromatin binding; DNA binding. Gene Ontology annotation, cellular component: nucleus; chromosome, centromeric region. Bases 35 to 1846 code for a protein of 603 amino acids.
CGGCGCCGGGCCCCGGGGCGGGGGGCGCGCCGGGAUGGGCCCCAAGCGACGGCAGCUGACGUUCCGGGAGAAGUCGCGGAUCAUCCAGGAGGUGGAAGAGAACCCGGACCUGCGCAAGGGCGAGAUCGCGCGGCGCUUUAACAUCCCGCCGUCCACGCUGAGCACCAUCCUGAAGAACAAGCGCGCCAUCCUGGCGUCGGAGCGCAAGUACGGCGUGGCCUCCACCUGCCGCAAGACUAACAAGCUGUCGCCCUACGACAAGCUCGAGGGGCUGCUCAUAGCCUGGUUCCAGCAGAUCCGCGCCGCCGGCCUGCCAGUCAAGGGCAUCAUCCUCAAGGAGAAGGCGCUGCGGAUAGCCGAGGAGCUGGGCAUGGACGACUUCACCGCCUCCAACGGCUGGCUGGACCGCUUCCGCCGGCGCCACGGUGUGAUGUCCUGCAGCGGCGUGCCCCGCCCCCGGGCGCGCAACUCUGCUCCCCGGCGCCCGGCGGCGCCUGCCAGCCCGGCCCCCGUGCCCUCGGAGGGCAGCGGCGGGGGCGCGGGCCGGCACACUUGGGAGGAGCAGCAGCCGUCGGUGGUCGAGGGCUACGCCUCGCAGGACGUGUUCAGCGCUAUUGAGACCAGUCUGUGGUACGACUUCCUGCCUGACCAGGCCGCAGGGCUGUGCGGCAGCGAUGGCCGGGAGCGCAGGGCCACCCAGCGCCUGAGCGUCCUGCUGUGCGCCAACGCGGACGGCAGUGAGAAGCUGCCCCCUCUGGUGGCGGGCAAGUCGGCCAAGCCUCGCGCAGGCCAAGGCGGCCUGCCCUGCGACUACACUGCUAACUCUAAGGGCGGUGUCACCAGCCAGGUGCUGGCCAAGUACCUGAAGGCCCUGGAUGCCCGCAUGGCCGCUGAGUCUCGCCGUGUCCUGCUGCUGGCCGGCCGCAUGGCCGCCCAGUCCCUGGACACCUCGAACCUGCGGCAUGUGCAGCUGGCCUUCUUCCCAUCAGGCACUGUGCAGCCGCUAGAGCGGGGAGUGGUCCAACAGGUGAAGGGCCACUACCGCCAGGCUAUGCUGCUCAAGGCCAUGGCUGCGCUAGAGAGCCAGGAUCCCUCACGCCUGCAGCUGGGCCUCAUGGAGGCCCUGCACUUUGUGGCCGCAGCCUGGCAGGCCGUCCAGCCUUCAGACAUAGCCUCCUGCUUUCGUGACGCUGGCUUCGGGGGUGACCCUGAUGCUACCAUCACUACUGCCCUCAAGAGUGAGGGGGAGGAAGAAGAAGAGGAGGAGGAGGAGGAAGAGGAAGAAGAGGAGGAGGAGGGAGGGGAGGAGGGAGAAGGCGAGGAGGAAGGAGAGGAGGAGGGUGGGGAGGGUGAGGAGCUGGGAGAGGAAGAGGAGGCGGAGGAGGAGGGCGAUGCUGAUGACAGUGAUGAAGAGGAGGAGGAAGACGAGGAGGAAAGCUCCUCUGAGGGCUUGGAUGCUGAGGACUGGGCCCAGGGAGUAGUGGAGGCUGGUGGCAGCUUCGGGGGCUAUGGUGCCCAGGAGGAGGCCCAGUGUCCUACCUUUCAUUUCCUGGAAGGUGAGGAGGACUCCGAGUCGGACAGUGAGGACGAGGAGGAAGAUGAGGAGGAGGAUGAGGAAGAUGAAGACGAAGAAGAUGAUGAUGAGGAGGAUGGUGAGGAGGUGCCUGUGCCCACCUUUGGGGAGGCCAUGGCUUACUUUGCCAUGGUCAAGAGGUACCUGACCUCCUUCCCUAUUGACGACCGUGUGCAGAGCCACAUUCUCCACUUGGAACAUGAUCUGGUCCAUGUGACCAAGAAGAACCAUGCCAGGCAGGUGGGAGUGUGGGGUUUUGGGCAUCAGAGCUGAACCACUGGGUCUAGCCAUGCCCCCAAUCCAGAUGUGGCAGCGCCAAUGCAGAGAGCAGCUGCUGUGGAUGAAACCAGGGUGGGGAGCUCCCGAUCCUUUAGUAUUGCUUUCCCUGCCCUGUGACAGACCCAGUUUACCUGGGUAGGGUCUGGGCUGGAGCUGGGGUCAGCCUCACUGCCUGCUUGUUGCCUCUUUCUCAGAAUCCUCUUCCCCCCUCUUUGCCCAUGGGCCUGGGGGACCAGGUGAAGUGGGUGGGGAGCUGUCUGGUGCUACCACACCAUGCCAUCAAUGGACUAGACCAUAGCAGCACCCAGGGAUAGGCCCUGGAAGCUCCUGGCCAGAGAGUGCCUGUCCCCUCUGCCAUCCACACCAGGUCCUUGGUUGGGGGGGGACCCCAAAGCCAUUCUGGGAAGGGCUCCCAGAAGAAGGUCCA